AUGUACUGGGUCUCCAAGCUCCUUGCCCUCGCGGCGACAGGUGCUGUGGGGACGAAUGCGAUGGAUGCUUCGAUCUUCAAGUUCCCCUCCAGCCUGCCCUUGGACUCAGAAUCCGUGACAGUGUCUGAGGACUUUGCACAACUCGCUUUGAAGAUUCGCGUGGAAUCAUCUUUAGCAUCAGUUCUUCGAGGCAUGGAGGCUGAAGCGGAUCGCCUGGACCAAUUUGUCGACACCCAACUGCCUCUUUUCGGUAGCAACCACGAGGUACCUAGUAAAAGUUUGCUUAUCCUAGAAGGAUUUGACGAGGACGUCGCAGAUAGGAGCUUGCGCAAGAACCAAUUUCCCAAUUUCUUUGUCCCCGGUGCUUCUUUCGACUUGGUCGACGAGCCAUUUACAUCACUUGUGCAAGGCGGCAGUAAAGGGAGCCACUGCAUGUAUCAUGGGGGCGAUGGCAAGACGAAGUCUACUCGUACCGCCAAAGACUGCCUUUCUAAGGACCCGGUUCUUUCUCUCGGUCAUAACUUGUUCAAUCAUGAUCUUCUGGAUCUUAUCAAUUCGGUGGAGACAUGGGCGAGUAAUGACCUAAAGACAACCGCUUCCCGAUUAUCGUUCAAGGUCACAUCCAGUGUUAACGUUCUCGAUAUCAAACCUUUGGAAUCAGUAUUCCAGCACCUGGCCAAAUUAUCUUCCGCGGACAACUGGGAUGUCACCGUUGUACUCCUUGCCAGCUCGGCGCACGAUUCGGAAGCCCGGAAGAAUAUUGUUCAGCGAGGCGAGAAUUCGCGGGCAGAACCAUUCUCAUCUGCCUCCGAGGCACAGAAUGAUCCGCAGAUGUCAUCACGAGACCUGUCUCUGCACUCAAACCUCGCCCCCGUCUGUCAUGCUUCCAACUCGUCUUGCUCAGAGGCAACUAACAACUGCUCUGGACAUGGGUACUGUUACCUGAAAUAUACGUCCGGUGGCGAGGCAACCACCAGCAACUGCUACGCAUGUCGCUGCCAACAGACUGUGGUGCGGAAAAAAGAUGGCACUAUUCAGAAGGUCCAGUGGGGUGGGCCGGCCUGUCAGAAAAAGGAUAUUAGCUCUCCUUUCUUCCUGAUUGCCGGUGUCAGUGUCUUCGCUAUCAUCAUGGUAAGUAGCGUGGUUGGUAUGUUGUUUAGCAUGGGCCAGCAAGAGCUGCCCAGUGUGAUAGGAGCUGGAGUAGGCGGAUCGAAAGUGCAAACAUGA
Penicillium longicatenatum is the source of this 1227-nucleotide messenger RNA. RefSeq names its product DUF3844 domain-containing protein. Lineage: Eukaryota; Fungi; Ascomycota; Eurotiomycetes; Eurotiales; Aspergillaceae. The coding region runs from base 1 to 1227 and encodes 408 amino acids. Gene Ontology annotation, cellular component: endoplasmic reticulum. The record is from RefSeq and is a predicted model, not a curated record. The transcript is spliced from 4 exons.